AUGACCAUCAAGAUGAUGAAAGCUGAGAAGAAAUUAAAAUUAAUAUCGCUGACAUCGUCAAGCUCGAUCCUUCAUGCAACUCAUCAUUUCAAAUGGCUUAACAUUCCAACCAAAAUUAACAAGGAUAUUGUUGAAAUCAUUAUCCCAGUUGAGCUGAUCAAGAAAGGAGACAAAGUGUGUUCCAAUAAAGUUGUCCUCCUUGCCAAACUUGGGCUUGUGGUUCUCUCUGUAAGUGACAUCGGAUCUAUCUUCAACCCAGAGGUGCUCAACCUCAUUGAGGAUGAUCUUAUUGAUAAGUUUGUAGCUGGUGUUUCUAUGGUUGCUUUGCUGUCUUUGGCACUCUCUUAUCUAAUUCUUGCAGCUACGCCCCACAUGUUUGUCGAUGCCUCUAAGAACGUUAUUGCUUUUGCUGUCAACACUGAAUACACCCUCAUACAAGGUGAAUGA
This is a messenger RNA of Asparagus officinalis (garden asparagus), 447 nucleotides long. Its product is annotated as 60S acidic ribosomal protein P0-1-like. The transcript has a single exon. Gene Ontology annotation, molecular function: structural constituent of ribosome; large ribosomal subunit rRNA binding. The record is from RefSeq and is a predicted model, not a curated record. Gene Ontology annotation, cellular component: cytosolic large ribosomal subunit. Gene Ontology annotation, biological process: ribosomal large subunit assembly; cytoplasmic translation. The coding region runs from base 1 to 447 and encodes 148 amino acids. Lineage: Eukaryota; Viridiplantae; Streptophyta; Magnoliopsida; Asparagales; Asparagaceae.